CUCUAUCCAGUUCGUUUGUGUUUGUCUUAUGAUAAAUGGGUAAAACCUUUUUUGUUUCCCCCAAACAAAAGAAACAUUUGAACCUAAAACUUUUCAGGUCAAUGGCAGAUGAGUUCUACAGUGUGCAAAAAUGUUUUUUGAUUCUUUGGUGCAUCAGAAAUAUGAAAAAGAGGAAACAUUAUUCUAAAUUUCUGCACACAAAAAUCACAAAAAAUUCUGCACACUGUAGUACUCCCUCUGUAAAUAAAUAUAAGAGCGUUUAGAUCACUAAAAGGAGUGAUCUAAACAUUCUUAUAUUUGUUUACAGAGGGAGUACUUGUGUUUUGUUGACUUGCAAAGUUCAAACUUCAUAUGUUGUUUUGUUGGGUACAAACACAAAGAGUUUCUGUAGUGCCAGAGCACGGAACUUGAUGCAAAGUUGGAUGGCCCAGAUAGAAGGUGCACAGAAAAGCGGCGACAAUGAUUCGAGACCUUGAGGGAAUACAUAUAUUUUUAAUGUUAGAAAAUUAAUUAGCUAGUUAUGUUGAGUGUUUUAAUACUGUUCGGAGGCAGUUCACAAAGUUGUACUUGUAGGUAAUUAAUGAUGUUAACGAUGCUUUUCGUUCAAGCAGUACAGUCCAGUAAAUUGCUACAUCCUUGGGAUAAUGUCGACACACAAGUUGAUCGUGGAGGUGGCAAGUGCUCAAGAUUUGUUUCCUAAGUAUGGGAAAGGUUCUGUGAGUGCCUAUGUCAAGCUUAAAUUUGGUGGUCAGCGUUUUUGCACGACCGUCAAGCUGAAGGAUCUAAACCCAGUGUGGAACGAACGCUUCUGCUUUCACUUGUCUGAUCCGUCGCAUCUUCCCGAGCUUUCUCUUGAAGCAUGUGUCUACUUUUUUUCGAAAAGAAGGAAAACCCUCAGUGAAGCAUGUGUCUGCUAUGUCAACAAACCUGUUGAAGGCUCCAGGUCCUUGCUUGGCAAGGUUAGAAUUGCUGGGACCUCAUUCGUGCCCUUCUCAGAUGCUGUUGUUAUGCCUUAUCCACUGAAUAAGCACCAGAUGUUCUCGCGUGUCAAAGGGACAUUGGCUCUGAAAGUAUAUACCACUGAUGACCCACACAUUGCAGCUUCAAACACGCUUGGGAUGAUCAAUAGUUCUAAUAAUAUGGAAAGCAUAUUACAGGAUCAGAGUUCAAGACCACAUAGUAUACCACUGCAACAUUUGAAAGAAAUCACAAAUAACUUCUCUGAAGAUCGAAUACUUGGACAUGGUGGUAUUGGUGUGGUAUAUAAGGGGGUGCUGCAUAAUGGGGAAAUGAUUGCUGUGAAGAAGAUUGUAUCGUCAUUAAUGCCAGGCCCACAGAAGCAAUUUGAGAAUGAAGUUUAUCAUCUUAUGAUCGUUAGGAACCCCAAUAUAGUGUGAUGUGUAGGCUACUGCUAUGAAAUAAAGAAUGCGUGUUUGGAGUACAAUGGAAAAUAUAUUUUUGCA
Molecule: messenger RNA, 1463 nt
Organism: Triticum aestivum (bread wheat)
Lineage: Eukaryota; Viridiplantae; Streptophyta; Magnoliopsida; Poales; Poaceae
Product: protein QUIRKY-like
Exons: 2
Coding region: 645-1397 (250 amino acids)
Biological process (GO): protein phosphorylation
Molecular function (GO): protein kinase activity; ATP binding
Source: RefSeq, a predicted model, not a curated record